GAGCCUGCUUAAUAGUCCACAACUCCUACGGAUGUUCGGAGAAGGAGCCGGUGGACGCGCCAGCUGGCCGCUCAAAUUAAAGAGGAUGUCCCAAUCGUCGGGAAGUAAAUUGCACAGGACGUCGGCUAUUACCAGUCGGAGUUAACCGAUGACGAUUGGAACCCCAGCAUUUGUUAUUCAUGUAUGUAUAGACGAGUGGACGCAGUGCACGUGAAUGAAACAAUUGUCUGCGACGGCGUUGAAAUCAACUUGAAGAUUUCGUUCUCUAGUCCGGCCCGGCCACGUGAGAGGACGAAUCCUACAGCGAGCUGUGCCAGGUGUGCGUGUACUUGCACUGGCACAACGGUGUGUACUACGACCACGACGACAACCACCACCACAGGGGCUCCACCUAUCUUGGACGAUAGUGCAUCGUUGCAAGCUUUGGACGAGGCGACGGCACAACACAAGGCCAUGGCGGACAGGAGACAACUCAUCACGGAAAUGAGGAGUCAGAACUUUGACGUGAUUCGCUUUGCCACCUACAGGGCCAGCUGUAAGCUUCGCUUCAUCCAGCGAAGAUGCAAUCUGCACCUGGUGGACAUCUGGAACAUGAUCGAGGCAUUCCGAGAGAACGGACUGAACACGCUGAGCGCGGUGGACGAGCUGAGCGUCAACCGAGUCGAGACCAUCCUGACGAGUAUCUACUACCAGCUCAACAAGCGUCUGCCCUCCACGCACCAGAUCAACGUGGACCAGUCCAUCACGCUGCUGUCCAACUUCAUCCAGAUGGCGUUUGACGAUGGAGCUACGGGCAAGAUCACAGUAUUUGCAAUGAAGGUGGCCCUGUCCACUCUCUGUGCCGGCAAAAUCAUGGACAAACUCAGAUAUAUUUUCUCGCAGCUGUCUGACAGCAACGGCGUGCUGAUCCACUCCAAGUUUGACGAGUAUCUGAAGCUGGUGCUGCAGCUGCCCACCGCCGUCUUUGAAGGGCCGUCGUUUGGUUACAGCGAGACGGCCGCCCAGUCCUGCUUCGGACAAGGACCGAAUGCCAACCGUCGAGUGACACUUAACGACUUCCUGGACACUCUCCUUGCCGACCCGGGCCCUCCGUGCUUGAUGUGGUUUCCACUUAUGCAUCGCAUGUGCAAUGUCGAAAAUGUAUUCCACCCAGUUGAGUGCAGCAACUGCAAGUCGGAGUCCAUGAUGGGCUAUCGCUACAAGUGUAACCGCUGUUCCAACUACCAGCUGUGUCAGAACUGUUUCUGGAGGGGUUACACAUCUGGCAGCCACACCUCAGAUCAUGAGAUGAAGGAGUACUCAUCUUGGAAAUCCCCCGCCAAGAAAGUAGGCAAGGCCCUGAAGAAGCCGUUCCGUUCUCCUUCCAAGCAGCAGCGCCUACCUCACUAUCCUGAUGAGCCUGAACGACCGCUGGACCUCUCACACAUUGUGAAAGGCAGCCUGCCUGACAUACAGAUGCCUGCCACACCAGUAACGGUACUCACCUAUGAUAGUCCUGACAAUGCUAGAAUCUUGCGUACCGACGACGAUCUCAAAAGGCUGAACAACAGUCUAGACAAUUCCCGGCUGGAUGACGAGCACAGACUGAUCGCGCGUUACGCUGCCAGGCUGGCUGCGGCCUCAAAUAACCCACCAACUCUCAGUGAACUCUCCUCUGAUCUUGACGCCAAUAAGGAACAGAGAGCACUCAUCGCACAACUCGAGGCAAAAAACAGGGAGAUCAUGCGCGAGAUCCAACGUCUCCGCCAGGAACACGACGAGGCGGUGCGCUCCCAGCCGCAGCGCAACCCCACCCUAUUGGCCGAGCUGCGGUUGCUACGGCAACGCAAGGACGAGCUGGAGCUGAGGAUGGCCGCGCUGCAGGAGAGCCGGCGGGAGCUGAUGGUCCAGCUGGAAGGCCUGAUGAAGCUGCUCAAGAGCCAUGGCUCACCCCGUUCCAGCCCCAACCAUACCUCGAAGAACAACAAUGCCUCCACCACCACCCCUACCCAUUCCGCUGCCAUCCCGGGCGACAUUGCCGCCUCUAGGAACGGCAAGCCAGCCAGCAGCGAUGGCUCCAGAAAUCUCCGGAGUGAUCUACUCGUCGCGGCCGAUUCGGUGACGAGUGCCAUGUCGUCACUAGUGCGGGAACUCAACUCAGAGGCUGAUGAUGAUGACGAUGACGAUGACGACUUCAUCUCUGAAGAGGGUACAGUCGUCAGAAGCCCUGACACACCCAGUAAGGACAACAAACCCAACAGUAGGGAUCUACCCACAAGUCACAGGGCGGGCCAGCGCUCUGGGUCGACCGGCGAGAAGGGCAACAAGAUGUCCGAGCAGGACUUCAUCGCUGAGCUGACCGCGCGGAAAGAGGGACGGUCAAGGGAACACGCCCGGCCUCCCUCAGGACUCGAUGUCUCUGGGCAAAGCCAGACAGACGACGAGAGUUACAUAGCCACUGAUGAUGCCGAGUCGUACGUGCGCACCGAUGACGACAGUUACAUGAGAACAGACGAUGAACUACAGGGUCGAGUCACUGAUGACGAGCUCAAAGAAGCUAAGGAAGUGUACCGACGUCACACGGACGACGAAAGUUUCAACCGCACCACCACAGACGACGAAAGCUACAUCCGCACCGAUGACGACGAACCACGCAACCCCCUCUGGGAAGACAACACCCGCCGAUGGAUCAAUCGGUGAUCGAUAAUCAAUUGAAUCAAUAGCCAGUUAUCGAUAGCCGAUCUGUUUUAUCUGUAUCAAAGUCUGGCAGUGGAAGAGCUAAGGUUUUGGAAAUGGGGGACAAGUCUUUGGUUAAAAUUUCAUCUGAAAGAGCGGUUUGUUCUUGGCAGUUAUAAUUCGGAUAGGGUUGCUGUUUUUUGUGGUUAGUCUACUUCAUUCACAGUUUUGGAGAAUAUUGCUC
Molecule: messenger RNA, 2899 nt
Organism: Patiria miniata (bat star)
Lineage: Eukaryota; Metazoa; Echinodermata; Asteroidea; Valvatida; Asterinidae
Product: dystrobrevin alpha-like
Exons: 19
Coding region: 184-2679 (831 amino acids)
Biological process (GO): synaptic signaling
Cellular component (GO): synapse; plasma membrane
Molecular function (GO): zinc ion binding
Source: RefSeq, a predicted model, not a curated record